Eubalaena glacialis (North Atlantic right whale) is the source of this 579-nucleotide messenger RNA. Its product is annotated as dual specificity protein phosphatase 3-like. Lineage: Eukaryota; Metazoa; Chordata; Mammalia; Artiodactyla; Balaenidae. The record is from RefSeq and is a predicted model, not a curated record. Bases 1 to 579 code for a protein of 192 amino acids. Gene Ontology annotation, biological process: protein dephosphorylation; negative regulation of MAPK cascade. The transcript has 2 exons. Gene Ontology annotation, molecular function: protein tyrosine/serine/threonine phosphatase activity; MAP kinase phosphatase activity. Gene Ontology annotation, cellular component: cytoplasm.
AUGGGCCCAGGGCCCGGAUGCUGCCUGUCGGGCUCGUUCGGGCUCUCGGUGCAGGAUCUCAACGACCUGCUCUCGGAAGGCAGCGGCUGCUACAGCCUCCCGAGCCAGCCCUGCAACGAGGUCACCCCCAGGAUCUAUGUGGGCAAUGCGUCUGUGGCUCAAGACAUCCCCAGGCUACAGAAACUGGGCAUCACCCACGUCCUGAAUGCAGUUGAGGGCAGGUCCUUCAUGCACGUCAAUACCAAUGCCAACUUCUACAAGGACUCUGGCAUCACAUACCUGGGCAUCAAGGCCAACGACGCACAGGAGUUCCUCAGCGCCUACUUUGAAAAGGCGGCGGACUUCAUCAACCAGACCCUGGCUCAGAACAAUGGCCAAGUGCUAGUCCACUGCCGUGAGGGUUACAGCUGCUCCCCGACUCUCGUCAUGGCACAUCUUAUGAUGAGUCAGAAGAUGGAUGUCAAGUCUGCCCUGAGCACCAUUAGGCAGAACCGUGAGGUCGGCCCCAAGGAUGGUUUCCUGGCCCAGCUCUGCCAGCUCAAUGACAGACUAGUCAAGGAGGGGAAAUUGAAACUCUAG